UAUCGGUCCGAGCUAUGCUUGGCGAAGAAAUACUGCUACCCAAUGCAUGCCGGUGCUGCUUGCUGGAGGACAAGGAUAUGGUGUAUGUGUUCGAUGUGUUGGAUGAGUUUGAAAUGCAAAUUAGUGAUCUAAUUGUCCGAAACGGUGCAGUAACGAUCAUGGAGAAUGAUUGCUUCUCGAAGCACAUCUGUGGCAAUUGCCUAAACGAUCUGGCAAUAGCGGAGCGGUUUGUACGUCGAUGUCAAAAAACACAGAACCUCCUGUUGGAACUUUCUAAAACGGAACCGGAAUCGACGGAGUCGUCUGAAGAGAAAAUGUUCAUCGUGUUGAACCCCGAUUCUUUGUAUGUUGAACCAAAUUCGCCUACGGGGGAGAUUGAAGAAGACUGUGAAAAUAUUAUGCUUACGGCGGACACAAAACAUACCAAAGAACUGGAAGCACUCUUUUGCGACAGUAAGGUAGAGGGAGAGUUUGAAGUAGGCGAAGAAAAUAAAACUGACCAACUUGAAGUCAUCGUUUCGGAAGACAUGCUUAUGGAUGAGGAUGGUUUCAUCGAGGCGGAAGCAAUAGCAAUCGACGAUGCAGUGUACCACAAUCUACUUCAGGACACCCAGCGCAGAUCCUCUGUUGAGCGAAUCGAGGAUUGUCCGGCAGAGAUGAUUCAGUUUGAAGAGCAUUUUAGCGAUAAUGAUACAGUUAGUAUCGUUGAAAGUGAGUACAAAUGCAGCGGAAAAGUGAAAAAUGAUUUUAAGCAUAGCUGCAGCAACUGUGGGGCAUCUUUCGUGACAACAAAAAACUAUGCGCGGCAUCUUAAAAUACACAAGAUCUUAGCGUGCCAUGGAUGUUUAAGGCAAUUUACUAGCGAAAAAGAAUUGGAUUUUCAUCAGCUCAAGUGUGUUAAAAGUGAAAGCGAAUUGGAAUCAAAUGCCGCAGAACCAACGCUAAUCCAAAAUGACCAGGAAAUUGCUUCAAACAGUAAAAAUCCAACGAGUCCAUCGCUUUCUCGAAGAAAACCUUUCGAGUGUUCUUACUGCAGCAAACGUUGGGUGUCCAUGUCAGCUCUAAUGGCGCACCGCCGUACCCACACUGGUGAGCGACCCUUUCAUUGCACCCACUGUCCUAAACGGUUCAAAACGACAGGCGGGCUGGAUCUUCACGAGCGGCGUCACACCGGUUCGAAACCGUACUCCUGUAGCGACUGUGGCAAAGGAUUCGCCGAGAGCAGUAACCUGAAGGUGCAUAUGAUGCAGCAUACGAACGAAAAACCACACGUCUGCACCGUGUGCAAUCGAGCGUUUGCGCGGGUAUAUCUCCUGCAGCUGCACCAACGGACCCACACGGGGGAGAAACCGUUCGGAUGUGAGGUAUGUGGGAAAGGAUUUUCACAGCAAAGCGAUCUUGCCGCGCACCGGCGCAUUCACAGUGGCGUUCGACCAUACGUGUGCAGUGUGUGUGGCAAGGGGUUCAUCAAGAGUGCCGCCUUGACGCAGCACAAGAAAAGCCACGAGAAACAUUUGCUCAUAGGAGACAUGGACGAUUCGGAAGGAAGCUCUCUCCGGAUGACCGAACAAGAUGAGUUUGAGUCUUCGUAACGGAAGCGUGCUAUAAGAAACGAAUAAAAUUGAUCCAAGAGUGACAUUCCUCUA
Anopheles coustani is the source of this 1646-nucleotide messenger RNA. RefSeq names its product zinc finger protein 431-like. Gene Ontology annotation, biological process: regulation of transcription by RNA polymerase II. The transcript is spliced from 3 exons. Lineage: Eukaryota; Metazoa; Arthropoda; Insecta; Diptera; Culicidae. Bases 15 to 1592 code for a protein of 525 amino acids. Gene Ontology annotation, molecular function: RNA polymerase II transcription regulatory region sequence-specific DNA binding; zinc ion binding; DNA-binding transcription factor activity, RNA polymerase II-specific. Gene Ontology annotation, cellular component: nucleus. The record is from RefSeq and is a predicted model, not a curated record.